Molecule: messenger RNA, 1545 nt
Organism: Harmonia axyridis
Lineage: Eukaryota; Metazoa; Arthropoda; Insecta; Coleoptera; Coccinellidae
Product: zinc finger Y-chromosomal protein-like
Exons: 3
Coding region: 253-1395 (380 amino acids)
Biological process (GO): regulation of transcription by RNA polymerase II
Cellular component (GO): nucleus
Molecular function (GO): RNA polymerase II transcription regulatory region sequence-specific DNA binding; DNA-binding transcription factor activity, RNA polymerase II-specific
Source: RefSeq, a predicted model, not a curated record
UGAAUAUAUAUAUAUUUAUAACAACAUAAUAAUAUAAAUAAAACAUAAAAUAAAAAAUACAGAACAACAUAAUAUUAUAUGUCUAUGGUUGGUGAAUUAAGAUUUGUAAUCUGUGAUAAAAUAUUCGAGUUUCAACUUUUUUGUCUUGUAUGUGUAAUGUGUAUAUUUUAUAUGAUUUUUUAUGAUUUUAAAUCACGAAUGAACAUACGGAAUAGUAACAGAAUUCUCAAGAGGCGACGUACAUAGUCUUAUAUGUAUUCAUUCAAAAUGAAAGCUGAGACAAAUGAAAUUGAUAAAACUAUUGAGUGUUCAGCUUUUGAAGAUGACUUCAAGACUCGUAUAGAUAAAAUGGAAGAUGUUGAUAUUUCCGAAAAUUACAUUGAUGAAAAUGGAGUUCAUGACAGAUUAGACCUGAAAAAUAUCAUUGUAAACGACUUGAGAUAUCCAUCCGAACAAAUUGGUCUCCCUGAUAAUUCUUCAAAAACGAAAGAAUCACCCAAAAUUCUUGAAGAAUUUCCUAAUUCGAGAAUGAAAAAACAUAGGUGUAACCUAUGUGAUUAUGCUACAAAUCUGAAAAAGAAUCUCGAACAACAUAUAAAUUCUAUACAUCCAAAUCUGAAGGCACAUAAGUGUCACCUGUGUGAUUAUGCUCCAGCUCUAGAAAAUUCUCUCAAACGACAUAUUGAUUCAGUCCAUUUAAAAUUGAAGAAACAUAAGUGUCACCUUUGUGAUUAUGCUGCAACUGAAAAAGCGCAUCUCGAAAAACACAUAAAUUCUAUUCAUUUAAAUUUGAAGAAACAUAAAUGUCCUCUGUGUGAUUAUGCUACAAGCAUAAAAGAAUGUAUCAAAAAACACCUAAAGUCUGUUCAUUUGAAAUUGAAGGAACAUAAGUGUCACCUUUGUGAUUAUGCUACAAAUGAGAAAAACAAACUCAGAAAUCAUAUAAAUUGUAUUCAUUUAAACUUGAGGGACCAAAAGUGUCACAUGUGUGAUUAUGCUACAAAUUUGAAAAUAACUCUCAAACGACAUAUAGAUUCAGUUCAUUCAAAUUUGAAGGAACAUAAGUGUCUCCUAUGUGAUUAUGCUACAAAUGUGAAAGAGAAUUUCAAUAAACAUAUAAAUUCUGUUCAUUCUAAGUUGAAGAAAUACAAUUGUCACCUUUGUGAUUAUGCUACAAAUGAGAAGGGAAGGAUCAAAAAUCAUAUUAAUUGUGUUCAUUUAGAUUUGAGAGAACAAAAGUGUCACUUGUGUGAUUACGCUACAAAUUUAAAAAAUAAUCUCAAACGACAUAUAAAUUCAGUUCAUUUAAAAUUGAAGGAACAUAAGUGUAACCUGUGUGAUUAUGCUGCAAAUCAAAAAGACUUACUCAAAAAACAUAUGAAUUCUGUUCAUUAAAAUUUGAAGAAAAAUUUGUUCUCAAUCGACAUAUAAACGAAACGUUACCAAAUUACUGAAAUAUCGUAUAUGAAUAUUAAUUAUAGUGCUUUUUUUUGUUGAAGAUUCUUGUUUCUAUAAAUGAAGUAUAUUUAUUAUUUUCAAAUGAAA